This is a messenger RNA of Ectocarpus sp. CCAP 1310/34, 5347 nucleotides long. The record is from the annotation of a GenBank genome assembly. Lineage: Eukaryota; Phaeophyceae; Ectocarpales; Ectocarpaceae.
AUGCGGGGAGCCAUCGAGGACAAGCGAUCUCCGGGGGGUAUCAGGGGUGGGGGAGGAGCCAUGGACGCCGGCGGCGGCGCCGGUCCCGGGAAGCGAGGAGACGCUUGCCUGGCCGAGAUUCAGAGGCUCGAGAAAAACAGGGCCAACAGGAGGAAUCGGAUGGAGAAAGCCAGGAAGGACCGGGUGGCGGAGGAGGCACGGAACAUCGCGAACGGUAAUCCUGGCGAUGUCGACUUCAUGGGAAUGAUCCAGGCGUUUCGAGACCAGAGGGUCGGGACGUCGGUGGGGCACGCUCCCGCUCGCGAAGGGAUGAAGAUCUGCAUCGCCAUUCGGAAGCGACCGACCAACUCGAAGGAGCGGGCAAGGAAGGACCACGACGCUGUCUCGUGCUUCAACCCCGAGGUCACCGUGCACGACUGCAAGCUGCGGGUGGACGGGAUCAGCAAGUACCUGGACAGCGUCGGGUUCCGGUUCGACCACGCCUUCGGGGAAGACGUGCCCAACCAGCUGGUGUACGACUGCACGGCGAAGCCCUUGGUUCCGUUCGUGCUGAGCAGGGGGCGCGCGACGGUGUUCGCCUACGGGCAAACCGGCUCAGGGAAAACGUACACUAUGGUCGGCAUACAGAAAAACGCCACGAGUGAUCUGUUCGACCAGCUGGCGCAGCUGCCGGGCGGGGGGUCCCUCAGCGUGCACGUCAGCUUCUUCGAGAUUUACGGCGGGCGUUGCCAGGACCUGCUCAACCACCGGCAUCGAUGCGUGGUUCGGGAAGACGGGAAGGGCGAGGUGGUGAUCGCGGGUUUGCAGGAGAAGGAGGCCAUGGACGCGGAGGGGCUGGAGGAGUUCAUCGCCGACGGCAACCGCAACCGCACCACACACGCCACGGAAAGCAACGACCAGAGCUCCAGAUCCCACGCCAUCUGCCAGAUCUGCGUGCGAGACGUCUCGAAUGGCCGCUUGUACGGCAAGCUUAGCCUCAUCGACCUGGCCGGGUCGGAGAGGGGGGCGGACACCAAGAGCCACAACCGCCAGCGGAGGAUGGAGGGCGCGGAUAUCAACAAGUCUCUGCUGGCCCUCAAGGAGUGUAUCCGCGCCCUCGACAGCGACAGCGUGCACGUGCCCUACCGAGCCUCGAAGCUGACGCUGGUCCUCAAGGACAGCUUCACGCGCAAGGCGGCUCGCACCGUCAUGAUCGCCACCGUCUCGCCGGGGGCCUCCGCGGCCGACCACACCAUCAACACCCUGCGCUACGCGGACAGGGUGAAGGAGAACAAGGUGGAGCAGUUCAAGCCGGUAGCGAACGCCGGGCCCGCUGGGGCCGGGGGCGGGGGCGGCGGCCGCGCGUCCCCCAUCGACCACCCGCCACCCCCUCCCUCCUCGGUCUCACCCACGCCUUGCGCCGGUAGCGCUAGCGCUAGUGGGGCGGCGGGGUAUUCUUCGCAGUCGAAGGCGUUGGAGCGGCGACAGGCGGCUUCGGCUGGGGCCGGCGGCGGCGGUGGCGGCGGCGGCGGCGGCGGCGGCGGCGGCGGGGGGGGGUUGGGUGUGCAGCGCAACCCGUCCGAGUUUAAGUCGCCGUCCAGUCAUAAAGCCGGCGUUGGUGAUGGCGAGAUGGUGCCGGAUUCAUCCUCCCGCUGGGCGGCGGCUCAGGCUAAGGGCGGGCCGGGCGGCGGGGGUGCCCCUACUUCGGCGUCUGGGUCUGGGCUGGCCACCCCCGCGAAGAAAGUCCCCUCUCACGGAGGGGGCCGCUACCAGAGGGGAUCUUCGGCGUCGGAUGGGAAACGAUCGUCGUUGCUACAGCGUCCGACGUCAGAGUACACGCAGGAGACGAGCAACUUGCGAGGUCUCCGGGGUAAAGGGGUCGGGGUCGGUGGCGGCGGGGCAAGAGCGAUGGGCGGCGGCGGGGAGAGGGCGGAGGCGCCGACCCCCGAGAUGGCCGGGGGCGGCGGCGGGAUGGAGGGCGCGGGGUCGGACACGGCGUCUGCCGCCUCAGACAUCAACUACAUGCACGAGUCCCUCCGGCAGUACCACCCGGAGGAGGGGUGUGACGAGGAAGGGGAAGGAGGGGUAGUGGAACUCCACCACACUGUCCAGUCCCUGUUUGAGGAAGAGGAGGCGCUGCUGAACCUGCACAUGAACAUCAUCCAGGAGAACGCGGAACUACUGACGGAGGAAGGGCGGCUGCUGCAGCAGAUACAGGGGGACGACGUGAUCGACUACGACAUCGACGCCUACGCCACCCGUCUCAGCGAGAUCCUGGACCGAAAGAUGACUCUCAUGUCGUCGCUCCAGAAACACCUCCGAAACUUCAGGGGCCACCUCGAGGCGGAGGAGAAGGCGAGCGUCAAGGUUCGGGACCUGCACGUCCCUCAGUACUAGCCGGUUUGCGUGGAAGUUGCCGGUUCGGGAGUUGCACGACCGUCACUGCCGCUAGCAGCUCUCCGGUGUUGCGGCGGCAUAGAUGCCUGUUCGGGCACGUCCCCAAGUACAACGAGCAGUUGACCGGGUUUGCAUGUGGAAUAGGUGGCGGUUCGGGAGCUUCAUGUCCCUCAGAACUAGCAGCUGACUGUGCGGCCGGUUCGCGGCGGAAUAGGUACCGAUUGGUCUGCGUGUGGGUUGUUUUUGGAGGCGAAUCAGUAUUAUCCCGUGCUACAUACGGUGGUGGGCUGAUGGCCGGGGACCAGAGACGCAGAAGAGGCGACAGCGGUGGUGCCCGGCGGGUUGUUCGAGCCAAUCCUAACUGUCCACCAUCGUACGUCGGUGAUGCGUGAAGCGCUGGUGGGUUUUGCUCUUCCCAGAAAUGCCACUUCUUGUCGGCGGUCCUUUUUUUUCUGUGGAGCGUAGGUCCAGUGCUGCAGGCACUAGCCAAGAAAGUGAGACGUCAGACAAAGCAGCCGCUGUAUCUACGGAAGCGCGUGUAUAGAAAACUUGUCCUUCUUUUGUUCUUUUGUUCUUGGUGCGUGAACGUGGGGGAGGACCGGCGGCGGCGGCGGCGGCGGAUAAAAGUCUGCACUUUCCCUGCGCCAAGUACGUCCCCGCCCGCCGCGUCUUCCUUCGGCGCGUACUUGUAAGCUUCUUGGAGGGGCUUGCUGUGUGUGUGUGUGUGUGUGUGUGUGUGUCUUUUAUUGUUAGCAUCGACCGCGCUAACCGGCUGACCAAUGAAAAGGCGUCAGUCUUAGUGCGGUUGAAAACACAAAACACUUCUAUCUGCUAUGAACUGUGUGUGUGCGCGACGUGACUUGUCUAUUUCGUGGCGUGUGCUCGGGCAGGAGGACAGGGUCAGCUGGCGAUUCUUUAUUUUUUUCGUCGGUUCCGAGCCUUGUAGCACAUCGUUCCGUAUCGGCCGCAUGCAAGAGGGGGAAGCUGAAAGUGCCGCGGGUGCCCAACGCCCCAUUGCAUGCGUUAGAUUAUAGUCUAUUGUUUGUUUGGAUUCGGUAGUAUAAUGCCUGAUAAUUUGACGUUAGUGGUUUCGACGAACUUGUCCUCGUCUGUGACUCUGCUCACUUUUUGCGGCCGCAGCUGAGGGGGAGGUCUCUUGGAUGCAUGCACGACUGCUCGGUGCGGGGUGCUGAUGCCGUUGCUAUCGCUGUUUGUUGUUACUACGGUUGUUGUUGAUGAUGAUGAUGUUGACGUCGUUCGAGCGUAUGCACCACGUUGGUUGACGUACGUCAUCAGCUGAAUCUAGUUGUAGUACCUCGUCCUGCUGUUCUUUGCUCUUGUGGCGUCUGUGUGGCCCGCUACCAUUGAGCGAUUUCUGUGGUCGGCGUAGAGGAAGGGGUUGGCAUGAGGCCGCGGAUUGGAUGUUUUUUGUUUUGCGGGGGGGAGGAGGUGCUGUGCGUCACAGUGUUUCUGUUUUUUUUUUUUUUCCCGUUCUCCCGGCCCGGUGUGAACAAAAACAGCGGAAAUGUCGGCGAGUUGGGGAGGCGUUGGAAAAUGGGGAUUCUGGCAUGUCUACAGCUUAACGUUCUGUCGGGUAGUUUGUUUGGUUUUCGGUCUGAUUUGUCGCGCGUGCAGCGUUUCUUAUAUUCUCCUCUAUUGAUGACACACUAGUAUUAUCACAGUUACAGGGAGAGAAACCGGACUUUAGUGCUUUCGAUAGGAGAUUUGUCCAGCUGGCUCUUAUCGCAGGCAUUGAACGCUUUGCGAUCAGAACGGCUGUGGUUGUGCUGGCCGGUUGCGCUGGUAUGCCUGCCAAAGUCAAAGUUUUUUUCCCGCGCCGUUUUCGUUUCUGCGGACGUCGUUGCGUUACGUUUUUGCGAGCUAGCUCACCCCUUCGGGUGCCUUCGCUAGGUGUUCUGCCCUGUGCUUGUACCUCUUUUGGAACAACAGCAGCAGUGCUGUACCCGUUCCGCGUGGCAACAGACACUCCGCAGAGGGAGUGCGCUCAAGCGCAUAGACUUGUGAGCAAACGCUCGACCGUCAGAGUGAAAGCGCUGCAGCUGCUGCCUGCGGGCUUUUUGGUUGGUGCCAUCGACGGGACCUGUGUAGUCGGUCUCGGCCUAGAAAGAAGUGCGCCCUUUGGGCAUGAAUGUGAGUCUUGGACUGGUGUGACUUCUUGGACAUAGCAUUGUUUGGGGCGACGGGUGCGUAGUGCGCAGGUUAACCGAUUUGUUGGGGUUACGGUUGAUGAUGGGCUCCGCCGCCAGAUUUUCGAGGGGGGCUUCGACAACACCUACGUGUGGUAGUUGAGAAGAAGGUCGAGUUUUUUUUUCUUCAAGGUUCACGAUGCGGAGUGACAAAUGGAUGACGAUUUGGCGCUCGCUUGUCUUCAUCGUGCGCUCGCGUUGCUUGCGUGCAGCACGCGAGGUGUCGAGUGAUGGGCGUCCCGGUUUUGUCUUUUGAUAACGCUCCUGCUCUUAACCUUUGUAAGGGCCUUUAUUGUCUCUUGGGCUUGUUGUAGUUUUGGUGUCGCUGCUGCUGCUGCUGCUGCUGCUGCUGCUUUCGUUGCAUGUGGGCAUGAAGAACCUUGCGAUUUUUCCUACAAACCUCUGCUGUGCGGCAGCCGGGCUUUCGGCUUUCCGGGACGCGCAUGGUGGACGGAAACUUGUGCUUUACUGCACAUGGAUGGUAUCGCACAAGCAACCACCUCUCUUUGUUUCGCUAAUUUAUCUCGUUAGUGAUUGCGGUGGUGGUCGGCGGACAACAAAGAAAGUUGCUAUUCGGGACGUCGAUCAGCGACACCCACCUCUUUGGAUAGUGGUGCUGACCUAUGGCAGCAGGCAUGGACGUGUGCGUCAUGGAAGAACUACAGUAGUAGGCGUGUUGUAGAAGCGUGUUUCACCCCCUGGAUGAGGGAGGCGCAAAAAUAUAUGUAUGGCAGGCGUGUAUUUCAACCACCAGGUUGGCGUAU